GCUACAUGUACCACGUUGGUAACUUAAUUUUCCAUGGGAAACCAGUAUCUCUAAAGACCUUGGAAGUAAUGCUUUCAGAAGGUGAGUUGAGCGAUAGGUUGAGCAAUAUUCUCCGAGAUAUUGGAGCAGGCCUGGAAGUUAUUAGUGUCAACUCGGGGGGCAUUUGUUGGGACCUAGAUGUCGAGCUAUCUUCCAUCAAAAGUACAGUAUCCAUUUGUUGGGAUCAGCCGGAUUUCUCCUUUUUCUGCUCUUGAGCAAAC
Molecule: messenger RNA, 260 nt
Organism: Aspergillus alliaceus
Lineage: Eukaryota; Fungi; Ascomycota; Eurotiomycetes; Eurotiales; Aspergillaceae
Exons: 1
Coding region: 6-254 (82 amino acids)
Source: RefSeq, a predicted model, not a curated record